UUUGCACCCGCAUCGUGAGGAGAUGCUUGCGUUAGAUGUUAACUUUACAUAAGUAAACUUUAGCUGAAGCUUAUUCUGUCGUUAGUUUUCUUUACCAAAUCAAAAUGUCCAAGUGUCUCCGCCUCCUGGUUCUUCUCACACUGGCUCUUGCUGUGGUCUCAAAGAGAGCGAAGAAAAAUGUCCUUUUCAUCAUGGCAGAUGACUUGCGGACAUCAUUGGGCUGCUACGGGGACACCUUGGCAAAAUCCCCAAACAUCGACCAGCUGGCAUCCAGAAGCCAAUCUUUUCUCAACGCAUUUGCACAGCAAGCCGUGUGUGCUCCCAGCCGUACGUCCAUGUUGACCAGUCGCAGACCGGACACCACCAGGCUCUACGACUUCAACUCCUACUGGAGAACCCAUGCUGGGAACUACACAACCAUGCCGCAGUACUUUAAAUCUCAUCGGUACUUCACCGCAUCUGUGGGCAAGAUAUUUCAUCCAGGUGUUCCCUCAAACCACUCCGAUGACUACCCCUACAGCUGGUCCAUCCCUGCCUACCACCCAGCUUCAUUUAGAUAUGAGAACAAAAAGGUGUGUAAAGGAGAGGAUGGUAAUCUCCACGCCAACCUGCUGUGUGCGGUGAACGUGACGGAGCAGCCCGAGGGAACCCUCCCUGACCUGGAGGUCACGGACGAGGCCUUGAGGCUCCUGAAGAGUCGGGUCAACGACGACGUUCCUUUCUUCUUGGCUGUGGGCUUCCACAAGCCACACAUUCCCUUCAGGAUACCUCAGGAGUACCUGAGUCUAUAUCCCCUUGAACAAAUGACUCUGGUCCCGGACCCCGAUGUCCCUGCGAAGCUUCCGACCGUUGCCUACAACCCCUGGAUGGACCUGAGGAAGCGGGACGACGUCCAAAAGCUCAACACCAGCUUCCCCUACGGGCCGAUUCCCAAAGACUUCCAGCUGCGCAUCCGUCAGCACUACUACGCCGCCGUGUCGUACAUGGACGCCCAAGUCGGGCGGCUGCUCUGCGCUCUCGACGAGCUGGGGCUGGCCAACAGCACCAUGGUGGUGUUCACCUCGGAUCACGGGUGGUCAUUAGGAGAACAUGGCGAAUGGGCAAAAUAUUCCAAUUUUGACGUUGCAACGCGCGUCCCGCUCAUCUUCUACGUUCCUGGGGUCACCAGCAACGACUCUCUGCGAGACGCCACCUUUCCCUUCAUUAACGUCCUCGUCCAGUCGGACCUCGUCUUCAAGAAUGAACAAGUUAUCAAGAACGUGGUGGAGCUGUUGGACGUGUUCCCGACCGUCUCCCACAUGGCCGGCCUCAAAGCACCGAAGAUUUGUCCCGAAGUCUGUUUUAAGGAGAAGUUGUGUACAGAAGGACUGGACCAGACCUCCACCUUCACCCAGGGACCAGAGCAGCGGCUUCCAGAAGCCCUCGCGUUCACCCAGUACCCUCGACCCGCUGACACGCCGCAGGAGAACUCUGACCUCCCCGACCUUAAAGACAUAACGGUCAUGGGUUACUCUAUGCGCUCCUGGGACAAUCGAUACACGGUCUGGAUGUCGUUCUACCCUAAAACAUUUACGGUGAACGCGACUGAUGUCCACGGUGGGGAGUUCUACCUGUAUGCAGACGACCCCACUGAGGACAAGAACGUCUACGACGAGUACAUACACGGGGCGAUGAUGAGGAAGAUGGCGAGCCUGCCGCCGACUGCGAGCGUGCCGAUGAGAAUGAGGCAGCAGCUCCUCUACCUCUCAGCGGGGAGGAAGACGCGCAGAGGGCAGGCGUGAUGACGGGAGUGAGAGUGACGGAUGGAGACGAGCGCAAAGAGGACGGACGGAUGAAAGACUACCGAGGACGGGUGGAUUCUGGGAAUAUUUUGUCUAAUAUGAUGCAUAGUUUAAUUUAGUAUUACGUGGCGGCGGCACUAUUAAUCUUUCGGGCUCUGUUCUUCUGGCUCGUGUUCCUCGUGAGGAACUCGUCGACGCGAGUCGGAGAGCGGCGUUUGUUUUCCGAGUGCAAAGCCGAUUCCGACUGGUUUGUGUUCCUGCUGCUGAAACCCGCCUCCGGUGAUUUCAUUGUCGUGUGCCCCGGCAGAAAGUUCCAUACUUUAGUUUUUAUUACUAACAUGUUGUGUGUGUGUGGGGGGGGGGGUCGUCUGCAUCCUGUCUUUAUGCCAAGAGCUUAUUCUAAACUGCCUCAUUCUUAGGGUAGAUAAGAGAAAAAUCUAAUGUUAUAUUUCAAUGAUGAUGCUACUAAUGCUGAACAGCUGACCCCCCCCCCCCCCCCCCUUUGAACAGCUAAAAGGGACUUGCACAGAUUUGCGCUGAAGUGUUAAACAAUAUGACAUUUGUACUUGCACUUUAUGUCACUAGCAGCCGGUCGCCUCCUCCCUCGGUAAACACUCGGUUCGGAUCAAUUUGCAGGACCCGGAAUGAAGAAGUGGGUGAAAUCACCCCCCUCCCCCUCCCCCCCAACAAUAAUUGGAAUGCAAAUGAAACGGACUGGCACGACGUCGUAUCUGUUCCAAUGCGCUGCUGUGGCAAUUUGAGAAGAAAGCAAUUUGGGCUCCAGUUUCAGGUCCAACGACGGCGCGCCGGGAUCCGCUCCGUCGACUUUUAUUACAGGCGAACGCCGGCUUCACGUUAAUGGGAUGCAGAUGAUUCAUGUAAUCAGCAUGGAUCAGAUGUCAGAAGGGAGUCUUAUUGGAUUAGCUCACUUUUCUUUUUCUUUAAAACGGCAGCGAGGUCAACCAGUGGGGGGGCCCUAGUUGACCUCGCUCAGUUAGUUUUUCGGCGGCCUCCUUUAAGCCUUGGACGGGAGCGGUUGGAAUCCGUCCGUCCAGAUGAGCCCAUCCUCCGGUCCGCUGGCAGCUCGGUCUGAUCUGCAGCUUUCUGAGGGGGAAAAAUGUACUUUAACAAAACAGAAAUAAUUAAAAUGUGUAUCUAGGCAAGGCCGUGCUGUUAAUAUAUUUAUGUCUGAUUCCAUAACUGUUCAAUAAAACAAACUAUUUUUGCAGUGA
This is a messenger RNA of Pseudoliparis swirei, 3013 nucleotides long. It is a transcript of the gene ids, whose product is annotated as iduronate 2-sulfatase. The record is from RefSeq and is a predicted model, not a curated record. The transcript has 13 exons. Bases 105 to 1781 code for a protein of 558 amino acids. Gene Ontology annotation, molecular function: iduronate-2-sulfatase activity. NCBI's taxonomy places the organism in Eukaryota, Metazoa, Chordata, Actinopteri, Perciformes, Liparidae.